AUGGAAAUUGAAGUGUCGUCUCAAUCAGCAGGUUUGGCAGCUUUCAGACUAUCCAUCCCAGACACUUGUGAUGCACCUGUAAACCCAACUCAUCUUCUAAACCCUUCUGUUCAAUCGUCGCCUGUAGCAUCACCCAUACAAUCACCUGAUACAGGCCUGGAAAGUAAAACACUCAAAUCCAUCAUUGAUUACCAUUGCUUGCAUCCUAAUCCAUCAUCCUUACAUCUGUUACCUACCCCCAUUGAAGUUUGCAGUUUAGCAUGUACAUCUCCAAUGAUAAUUCCUAAUACAAGUAAGUCGCAUUACCCUAAUCUGCAAUCCAAGAAUACCCAGAAGUUUAAUAAAUUCUAUGUCCCAGCCUGGAUACGGACUGAAGUUAACCGGUUGUUUGAUUUUGGUAUCAAACUUGUCAUUAGCUUCCCCACAAUGCCGAAUCAUACUAGGAAAUUCUUAAUUUCAAGGAUUUCCAGCUCCGGACCUGUUAUCAAACCAAUUCCCAUCCUGCCAACAAAGAAACAAAUCCAUGAAGAUUUUGUUGUCCAGAAUGUUAUUUGUGUUGAUGGUGUAGAUAAUAUAUCCGUGCACGAAGAGCGUCAGUAUGCACUGCCUUUACCAGACACAAACACGCCUGAAUUUCCACCUGGUUUUGAACCCCUUACAGAGGAUAUCUCAGGUACUCCUAGCACUGUGCUAUGGUUGAAGUUAAAAGCACUUAAAGAGAAGCUAAAAAUCUGGAAGAAAGAGGUAUUUGGUCACACCAACACGAGGCUGAAUGCUAUUCUCUCUGAUAUUCAAACACUUGAUGGAAUUAUGGAAGAUAAUAUUCUUAAUGAAGAGGAGCGGAUUAUGCAACUUCAAAACAAAGUGGAAUUUGAGAAGAUUUCAAAGAUGGAGGAAACUGCAUGGAAAAUCAAAUCAAAUACUAAAUGGUUACAAGAAGCAGAUAGGAACACAUCAUUCUUCAUCAGUAACGCAUCUGCUAGAAGAAGAUACAACGGAAUCAGACAACUUUACAUUGGUGAUGAAUUGGUUUCUGACAGAGGAAGGCUUGAAGAUCAUAUAGUGAAGUACUAUAAAACACUAUUUACUGAAGAAGAAGUUAUAAGACCUGAUUUAGAGGGGAUUGAAUUUGAUUCUAUCACCUCUACGGAAGCUUCUAUUUUAGAAGCUAAUUUUACUGAAGAAGAAGUUUUGCAUGCUAUCAGUGACAUAGCUAAUGAUAAAGCUCCGGGUCCGGAUGGUUUUCUUAUACUCUUCUUUCAGAAGUGUUGGCGUUUUAUCAAGGAAGAUAUUAUGAGUACGGUAAAAGAAUUUUGCACUACAGGUACUAUCAACUCUAAACAUAACUCUACUUUCAUUACUCUUGUACCUAUAAAAGAUCAUAUUGAGACUAUAAAUGAUUGUAGACCUAUUUGUCUUCUUACAAGCGUCUACAAGAUCAUAGCAAAAGUUCUAGCUACAAGGCUUAAACUUGUUAUGGAUAAGCUCAUCUCUCCGGUGCAAUAUGCAUAUAUUGAAGGUAGGAAAAUAAUUGAUGGUACAUUAAUUGCUAAUGAGUUGGUGGACUCCAGACUUAGGUCUGAAAAACCUGGAAUUGUGUGCAAAAUUGAUCUUGAGAAGGAUUUUGACAGAAUAAACUGGAGAUAUCUCGAAUUUGUAUUACAACAAAUGAGUUUCAGCAAGAAAUGGUGUGAUUGGUUGAGGUUUUGCUACUCUACUUCUUCAUUUUCGGUUCUUAUUAAUGGGUCUUCAUUCGGAUACUUCACUAGUACUAGAGGUGUAAGACAAGGUUGUCCGGUUUCUCCUCUUCUGUUUAAUGUUUCUAUGGAAGGUUUUUCUAGAUUCAUAGAUAAAGCAGCUAAUCAAAGUUUAUUCAGUGGAUUCUUUGUUUCCCCUACAAGCAUCAUAGUUAAUCACCUUCAUUAUGCAGAUGACACUAUUUUCUUUGUGGAUAAUAACAAGGAAGAGUUACUUAACUUAUUCUCUGCUUUACAUUGCUUUGAGUUCAUCGCUGGUCUAAAGGUAAAUACAUCUAAAACUAGACUCAUUGGUGUGGAGGAUGUACCUGACUUAGCUAUCUGGGCUGAGGAAUUUGGUUGUUCAACUGAUUGCUUACCUUUUAUGUAUCUGGGGAUGCCUCUUGGCUCUGCUUCAGUUAUCAAGAUCCUAGAAAAGAAGAUGCGUAAUUUCUUGUGGGAAUACAAGGAUGGUGCAAAGACAUCUCAUUUAGUUAAUUGGGACAUGGUCCAUGCAACUAAAGAGAGAGGUGGUUUUGGUGUUUGCAAUUUUAAGCUAAUGAAUCAAGCACUAUCGGCUAAAUGGUGUUGGAGGUAUGGUGUUGAAAAGAAUAAACUCUGGUACAAAAUUAUAGUAGACAAAUAUGGGGAUGAUUUCUCCUUUUGGAAUCCCGGUAAAAUAACUCAAUCUUAUGGUGUUUCUUGUUGGCGGAGCAUUGCUGAAAUGGCAGGAUUAAUCUACGAUAACUGCACAUUAUAUUUACAUUCAGGUAGAGGAAUUUCCUUUUGGAAUGAUGUAUGGUGUGGUCAACUUCCUCUAGCAGCUGUUUAUCCAAAUUUGUAUAAGUUAUCAAGAGAUAGAAACGUCAAGUUAGCAGACAUGGUAUCUUCGAACGGUAAUUGGAAGUUUGAUUUCAAGAGAGUACUUCAUUCUUUAGAGGUUGAAGAUUACGCUGCACUUCUAACUGUUAUUGGCGACAACCCACCAUCUCGGGAUGGAUUGCCAGACACGAGAAGAUGGAGACUCAACACCACGGGGGUCUUUACAGUCAAAUCACUUUAUGCAAAACUGGUUAGUGAAUUCGGUGUCGACAACUUUCCGUAUCAUUUUAUUUGGAAGUCUGCAAUACCUCAUAAGAUCAAUAUCUUAAUGUGGAGUCUAAUUCAUGGUAAACUGAAUACCAUAGAUUUACUUCUACACAAAGGUUUGAACUUGUAUAAUUCUUGUGCUUUAUGUGGAAUUGGUGCUGAGUCGCAAGACCACUUAUUUCUCCAUUGUAAGAUUGCAUACAAGAUAUGGUUUAGCCUGAUCCCAAAAACAGGUUGGGUGAGGGUUCUGUCUGGUUCUAUGAAGAUCUUAGCAGAUAUGUGGCAUCACCAUUUAUUCUCAAGCUCUGAUGAUGACUUGGCUAACGAAGUUAAAUCUGCAGUCCUACCUUGGGUAGCUGCAACAGGACAUCGUAUUCACUUGAGUUUCUCAAGUUCUGUAUUAAAUACCAGGGAUUCUAUCUUCAUGUAA
Molecule: messenger RNA, 3255 nt
Organism: Papaver somniferum (opium poppy)
Lineage: Eukaryota; Viridiplantae; Streptophyta; Magnoliopsida; Ranunculales; Papaveraceae
Exons: 5
Coding region: 1-3255 (1084 amino acids)
Source: RefSeq, a predicted model, not a curated record